Molecule: messenger RNA, 2844 nt
Organism: Ictalurus furcatus (blue catfish)
Lineage: Eukaryota; Metazoa; Chordata; Actinopteri; Siluriformes; Ictaluridae
Gene: cep55l
Product: centrosomal protein 55 like
Exons: 9
Coding region: 972-2369 (465 amino acids)
Biological process (GO): mitotic cytokinesis; regulation of phosphatidylinositol 3-kinase/protein kinase B signal transduction
Source: RefSeq, a predicted model, not a curated record
CACAACUUAAAAAGGAAAGAAACCACAAAUUUAUGUUGUUUUUUUGUUGUUGUUGUUGUUGUUGUUACCAGUUGCAAUACAGAUGCAUCACAUCAUUCCCCAUUUUAGAAGCCUUCCUGCUGAGAUCCUGAGAAUGAUACACAGACACACACACACACACACACUCACUGUGACGGGAUUCAGUGUCUGAGAGAGAGAGAGAGAGGGAGAGAGAGAGAUGUUUCUGUUUUUUUUGUUGUUUUUUUUUUACAUACAAGAUGACUUUCUGCUUUCAGGUUUAUCUAUAACAUAAAAAAGUGUUGUUGUUAUCAUUGUUGUUAUUUUAAUAUGGAGAUGGUGAGGGAAAAACUGCUUAUACCUGCUAUAAGGUAAGUGAUAAUAGAACUAACUCGGCUCUGGUUCACAACAUGAAAUUCAAUUGUAUAUGACGGGCAUGACGUGUGUGUCAUUAACACAGUAAAAAUUGUCACUUUUAGCAAAUUACUGUGGUAUAAGUGGAAUUAAACACUUCCGGUGUGCUGUUAUAGGAAAUAAUCCACUUUAUCUUGUUUUAUUCCUUACUUAAUCAAUACCCUAAAUGUGCUGACACCAGCAACCAUAAUAGUUUUAUUAUUAUUAUUGUUUAGUAGUUUUAUUUAUUUAUUUAUUAUUAUUAUUAUUUUAUUUAUUUACAUUUUUACUCGAAAAACACGUUUUUACACCCUCAUCCUUGCAUACAUACGGCUAAACAAACAUUAUCAAAGCUGCUCGCGAGAGGAGGCGGAGCUUGUCGGAAUAUGGGUAGGAAAAACAACUCUACUCGAACACACCCGAAAUUUAAAUAUGCCGGAAGUGACGCAAGAUGCGGCGCCGCAUUUAAACUUGUUCUUAACAAGGAAGUGUGACGGGAAAAGCCCGUUUCUGUUAUUCAGCGAUGUUAUGCUGUAGUUAAUUACAAAUUCUGCAACAAAUACUACAAUCGGAACACUCCAAUGAUGGCAUCUAAAGGAGCCAAGGAAACUUUUGCAAAUAAACUAGGAUUUAAAAGCAGUGGUUCAAAGGCUGUAGAAGCUGAGCUUGAGAAACUGAAGAAGGAAAAUGCCCAGUUGAAGAAGACUUUGGAUGAAAUUUCAAAACGAAACGGAAGGCAUCAUCUGACACGUCCUGAUUCAGAUAAGGCCAAGCUGCUGGAGAGAAUUUUGUCACUGGAGACACUGAGGGAGAGAAAUGCACAGCAGCUGCUGGCUAAAGAACAAGAGAUCUCCAGCAUGAGGCAGCAGCUGCAGGCUGAAGGUGGAGAGGUGGUGGCCUCGCUGCAGAACCUGCUGGAUCAGAAAAGGCAGGAGGCAGAACACAGAGAGAAGCUUUUUCAAAACCUUUCCCAGGAGACCGAGGACCUGAAAAACAAAUAUUUGGCUGUCACUGCGAAGUGCCAAACACUUGAAAAGCACAGUACAGACAUGCAGGUUCCUUCAGGUGAGAUUGCCAUGGUCGAGGAGCAACUGCGAGAUGCUCUGGAAAAAAAUCAGCACUGGCUUGUUUAUGACCAGCAGAGAGAGGCCUAUGUUCAGGGGAUUCUGGCCAGAAGUGCAGAGCUCGAGCAGCAGUUAAACCAAGCCAAGCAAACACUAGAACAGCAGCACAAAGAGACCAAUUCAGAAGGUCAGUCAUCUGCCUCCAUGCAGCAGGAGAAGAAGCUGCAGGAGAGCCAGAGAGAGAUGGAGGAGGAAUGCAAAAGGGCAAGCCGCCUACAGGCCGAGCUGGUGGAGCUGAAAGCCAAGUAUGAAGAGAAGAGCCGUGAGGUGGUGCGAGCCCAGGAGGAGCUGCAAGAGGAGCGGAGAAGUGGCCGACAGACUUUAGCAGAGGAAAGGAAGCUGAACACCGCGCGAGUAGCCAGACUGCAAUGCGAGAUAGAGGUGGCUAAUGUAAGGCUUGAGGAGGAAAAGAAGAGAGCUGCUGAGCUGCUACUGCAGGUCAACCUUGUUCAGAAAUCUCUACUGGCUCAGCAUGAAAAUCAGAAAAGAAUGGCUGUUUUAGAGCAACAGAUCCAGUUGUCUGCUAGAGAUUUUGAGAACGAGAAACUGGACCGACAAAGUGUACAGCACCAACUCCACAAAGUGCUGAAGGAGCUUCGCAAGGCUAGAGACCAAAUCACAUGCUUGGAGUCAGCAAAACCGCAGCGAGAAACUCGGUUCUCUGAGCCAAGCUCAUACACCAGGCUGGAUUUGGAUAAGAGGACCAGUCAGGACCGUAUCCUGAACCCCACAUCUCCAUUAAAGAGCUCCAACACAUUGGAUGAGAGCUUUCUGGAGUGUCCCAACUGCAGGGCCUCAUACCCUGUCAGCCAGCACAGAGAGCUCCUUGCACAUCUUGACUACUGCUUUAAUUAAGGGAUUAAGGCUUGAUAUUGCUUAUAUUUUCCAUUUUCCCCCCUUUUUUAUGUCUUUGUAUCAGAUUUUUUUAUUUUUGUAUUCCAAAGAGAAUUUAGAAUGUUGUUUUUUCAUUUAGUUUUGGAUUAAUCAAUGGUGUGCUUGAUAGGCCUUUGAGUAUUUGCAAAGCUAUUGCCUUUCCAUUAAUGUGGAGCAUAAUUAAAAUACAUGUUAACUUAUGUUAGUUAUUUUUGGGUAACUCUGUAAUGUACGGAAGUGUCAAGUUUUCUUACCUAGUAUCACCUCAAAGGUGUUGAAGUGGCACAGGAUACACUCACUUUCAGUAGUCUGUCCUGAUGCUGGAAAUCAGAUCUGUCUUGAAUUAGGCUGCAUGUGUGUAAAUCCUUGUAUUAGACCUAUUUAAAGCAUGGAGAUUACUGAGACUGCAGGGGAAAGGAGGCUAAGGAUUUCUCAAUUCAGAAAAUACACCCAGGUG